Messenger RNA from Salmo salar (Atlantic salmon), 2781 nucleotides. RefSeq names its product cytoplasmic phosphatidylinositol transfer protein 1. Gene Ontology annotation, molecular function: phosphatidylinositol transfer activity; phosphatidylinositol binding. Gene Ontology annotation, cellular component: cytoplasm. Lineage: Eukaryota; Metazoa; Chordata; Actinopteri; Salmoniformes; Salmonidae. Gene Ontology annotation, biological process: phospholipid transport. The record is from RefSeq and is a predicted model, not a curated record.
UGAAUGGGCAGUUGUUUUCUGUUCAUUGCGAUGUAAAGAGGGAGUGCUGAAUGUUGCAAUAGAGUAUUGUCAGUUUACCGCCAGACAGCAGCAUCACUUUGAUGAUGUAGCCGAACAACAACAGCAAACUCGUCAAUUCUGAUUUGGGAUCAACGUGGCUCAAUUCAGAGCUCACUGAGCGCUUGCUUUGUCCGGGAUGUUAGCUCUGCCACAUGACACUUCGGAUGACUCUUGGAUAGUGCUCAGAGGAAUUUAGCCUAGAGUUCAUCACCGUUUUUGUAAUGCUUUUCUUUUACAACUAAUAUUACCAUCAGAAGCGUUGCUGAUCUUGACCGUGCCAAUUAUUUUGCUAAUGGGUCGUUUUAGUGGCUGUUCUCUCGUGAUUUCAGUGAGAAGAUGACUGCGUUUACUUUGCUCUGCUCGGUCGUGUGAUUGCAGUGGCAUAGCGCACGCUCACAUUCAACGCUGGACUGAGAGCAUAGCUGUUCUCUUCAAAUAUAACGAUUGUUUUGUUUUUAUCAGUCUCGUGCUUAUCGUUGAUGACAAUUGCCUAGCGCUGUCAUACGUUUGAGUUGCCAUAGACCGCCAACAGACACAGAACCUGAACGUCGUUUCAACUUCUGGUCGUUUCUUUGACAACUGUCUUGACGGAGGAAGAAUAUGUUGAUGAAGGAAUAUAGAAUAUGUAUGCCGCUCACUGUGGAAGAGUACAGGAUUGGUCAGCUGUAUAUGAUCAGCAAGCACAGCCAUGAGCAGAGUGAGCGUGGAGAAGGAGUGGAGGUGGUGCAGAAUGAACCCUACGAGGACCCCACACAUGGACAGGGACAGUUCACAGAAAAACGGGUCUACCUCAACAAUAAGCUCCCUAGCUGGGCCAGGGCAGUGGUCCCUAAAAUCUUCUAUGUGACAGAGAAGGCCUGGAACUACUACCCCUACACCAUCACAGAGUACACUUGUUCCUUUCUGCCAAAGUUCUCCAUUCACAUAGAGACCAAGUAUGAGGACAACAAAGGCAGCAAUGACAAUAUCUUUGACAGCGAGCCCAAAGGGGAGGAGGAGAUAGAGGUGUGCUUAGUGGAUAUCGCCUACGACGAGAUCCCAGAGCGCUACUACAAGGAGUCUGAGGACUUGCGGUACUUUAAAUCAGAGAAGACAGACCGGGGUGUUCUACAGGAGGGCUGGAUCGACAACCAGGAACCCAUCAUGUGCUCCUACAAACUGGUGACAGUCAAGUUCGAGGUGUGGGGUCUUCAGACACGGGUGGAGCAGUUUGUACACAAGGUUAUCCGUGAUGUCCUGCUCCUAGGACACAGACAAGCCUUUGCCUGGGUGGAUGAGUGGAUUGAAAUGACCAUGGACGAGGUGAGAGAGUACGAGCGGGCCACCCAGGAGGCCACCAACCGUAAGAUCGGCCCCUUCCCCCCAUCCAUCUCCAUCACCGAGACCCUGGCCUCGGUGGCCCGCAACGGGCCCUCCAGCGCCCCCUCCACCCCCCUCUCCACGGAGCCUCCAGAGUACCUCUCCGUGCCCAAGGACCGGCCCAGGAAGAAGUCGGCCCCAGAGACCUUGACCCUCCCCGACCCCAAUCGCAGGGACUCAGGCUUCAGGCUGGCUAGCAUCUUCUCCUGGGGCUCAACCCCUAGCCCCCAGCCUGAAUAAGAGGGGGACCCAUAGGUGUGCUAUACACCUAUCUACAUUCAGGGGGUGGCUAUGUACAUCCAUUUUGUCCCCUAGACAACGUAUGUAAAAGGGAGUGUUGUUCACAGACCUCCUGUAACUUGGUGGUGUGGUAACCGCCUCUCCACAGACAGUUGCUGGUAUCACCCUGAAGCCAACCACUGUCACCAACUAACUGUGUCUUGGUCUGCUUUUGCAGAGAGAUAGUCAGAGAAAGCUCAUGUGGAGGUCAAUUAUAGUCUGAUUUAAUUUAGUUCACAUUCCUCUGAAUACUUUGUGCUUCUCUUCAGCGUCUCAGUCCUCUUUCAUCUCAGUUGAUACUGUAUCUCAGGGUUUGUUACCUAGAUACACAGAGAUCUGAUGAGUAGACUCUUCAGUCAACACACUCAAUCUUUCUGCAUAUGGAUAUAAAUGUGUGGGAUGAUCAAACUCAUUUCCUCCUUCUUUCUCCUUGCAGUCAAGCCCUCUUAUUGGUUGGCAAUUGACGCCAUGUAAUUUCAGAUGGAAUUGUGUGUUGGUUGUUAUUCAUGGUUUGUUGUAGGUCGCUGUGAACAGUUAGAGUAAAACGGUGGAUUUCAGGAGAGUGUUAUUUUAUCCUGUGUUUUGUUUUGUAAAUAUGUAUAUUAAAGAGUCAUCUAUUGUAAAAAUGCUGAAUUCAUUGAUGUCUUUCAGUGCUAUGGAAUUGCUGUAAUCUGUGUAUUGGAGAGAGAAAAGAGGUCUGUGUAGAGCUCUAAAGUGGAGGCGUUCUCUUUCUAAAUCUGAAUUCUGUUGCUAUAGUUUUGUUGGCCAUGGUGUCCUUUAAAAGACAUAUAUAAAAAUGCAUGGUUUGAAUAUCCAGCCUCUGCUUUUCUUUUAAACUGGGGAGAAAAUGUACCUUUGAAAUGGCUGUCUUCUAUACAGUCUGGUGCUUUUCCUUUGUUUGUUACAGACUACGACAGGACAAAACAUGUCUGAUCAAUGUUGUGAUUUGGCUUGUAGGGAUGAUUUAAGUCAUGAAUUUGCAAUCAUGUUGUUGUGUUUUAUAUCAAAUCAAUAAAUUAAAUAUUGCUCAAACAGCUGGUGUCAUUCAUAUAAACGAAAUGACAAUAAAUGGGGGAAUUGUGA